AUUGUAGACUUAAACAAUCAUGGCGGCGUCACUGGAAAACUUAGAGACGCAGCUGGAAAUGUUUAUCGAAAAUGUUAGGCAGAUAAGGAUUAUUGUUGGUGAUUUUCAACCUCAAGGACAAAAUGUGUUGAACCAAAAAAUUCAGACACUCGUGCACGGCUUGCAAGAAAUUGACAAACUGAAGGGACAGGUGCAAGAUGUCCAUGUUCCUUUAGAAGUGUUUGAUUAUAUUGAUCAAGGCAGAAAUCCACAGCUGUAUACCAAGGACUGUAUAGAAAAGGCACUAGCCAAGAAUGAACAAGUGAAAGGAAAAAUUGAUGCUUACCGUAAAUUCAAAGCACAUUUACUUUUAGAACUGAGUAAUGCAUUCCCAAAUGAAUUGGCUAAAUAUCGAGCCAUUCGGGGAGAUGAAAGACCUCUACCUUAGAUUUGUAAAACUCGUGUGCAUGUGACACCUGUGAAAGUGACAGUAAAUUUAUGAUUGUGAGUGAAAUGUUAUUUGACUGUUUUGUGUUGAAAAAUACAUGUAUAAUGUGUAACAGAAAA
This is a messenger RNA of Schistocerca nitens (vagrant locust), 546 nucleotides long. It is a transcript of the gene MED10, whose product is annotated as mediator of RNA polymerase II transcription subunit 10. Gene Ontology annotation, cellular component: chromatin; mediator complex. NCBI's taxonomy places the organism in Eukaryota, Metazoa, Arthropoda, Insecta, Orthoptera, Acrididae. Gene Ontology annotation, molecular function: transcription coregulator activity. The record is from RefSeq and is a predicted model, not a curated record. The transcript has 3 exons. Gene Ontology annotation, biological process: positive regulation of transcription by RNA polymerase II. The coding region runs from base 20 to 427 and encodes 135 amino acids.